UGCUAUUCUACCCUUAUUAUGCCGUUCUCAAGUUCGGCUUCCCUCCAAUCCUUCGCGCCACAAAAUGACGGAGCACACCAGCAAAUUCCGAUCGAAGAUGCGGCUGCGGCCUCACCGCCGAUGACGGACGCCGCUGCGGUCGGCGUGGACACGGCGGACGACGUCGACGGUCGGAGGCUCAGGCGGAAGAUCUCCAACCGGGAGUCGGCGCGCCGGUCGCGCGCGCGCAAGCAGCGCCGCCUCGACGACCUCCGCGCCCUCGCGGCAAGCCUGCGGGGCGGCCGCCGCGAGCUCGCGGCGCGUGUGCACGCCGCGCGGAGCCGCGUCGCCAUCGUCCUCCACGCCAACGACGAGCUCCGGGCCGAGGCCGCCGCCCUGAGCCGCCGCCUCGAGGUGGCGGCUCAUGGCGCGCUCGCCCUCAACCAGCUGUACGCCGCGGCCGCCGGGCUUGGUGUCGGGACGUUCGAGCAGGCCGCUGCCUCGCUGAUCGUGUGGAGCUGAUGGGCGCCGUUCGUGCAUGCAUCAUGCACGUACGCGCCGUCUAACGUACUUUCUCUGGUUGGGGUUGACCUUGGGUUAGCUAGCUAGCUUCAUCAGUCCUGAAGUGAGUGUCAAAGGAAAAAGCUUCAGUCCUGAAGUCUUGUGACUGGGUAGAUAUAUCAGUCACCAAGUAAAAGAACGGGACAUAAUGGCAUGAUUAAUUCGUGACCGAUCCGAUGAAGGCAUGCACUAAAAAAAUGUUGGAAUAUAAUGUU
Messenger RNA from Triticum dicoccoides, 755 nucleotides. Its product is annotated as bZIP transcription factor 44-like. The record is from RefSeq and is a predicted model, not a curated record. Gene Ontology annotation, molecular function: DNA-binding transcription factor activity; transcription cis-regulatory region binding. Bases 19 to 501 code for a protein of 160 amino acids. Gene Ontology annotation, biological process: positive regulation of DNA-templated transcription. NCBI's taxonomy places the organism in Eukaryota, Viridiplantae, Streptophyta, Magnoliopsida, Poales, Poaceae. Gene Ontology annotation, cellular component: nucleus. The transcript has a single exon.